This is a messenger RNA of Cherax quadricarinatus, 5260 nucleotides long. Its product is annotated as DEP domain-containing protein 1A. NCBI's taxonomy places the organism in Eukaryota, Metazoa, Arthropoda, Malacostraca, Decapoda, Parastacidae. The record is from RefSeq and is a predicted model, not a curated record. Gene Ontology annotation, biological process: intracellular signal transduction.
AGUGAGGCGCGGCAGCGAGGUGCGGCAGUGAGGCGCGGCAGUGAGGCGCUGUCAGCCAAUCAGCGUCCAGGUGCCGUUGUUUUGAAUGCAGUGAAGAAGACAAGUGUCAGCAGUAGUGGCGGGGGAGAUGCUCACUUUUACUGACAUUUUCCCAAGUGUGCUCGGAUUUCCGCCCUCGAGUCGGACAUGAGUGUGAAGCAGUGUAUCUCAGGGCCGUACCGAGCCACUAAACUGUGGAAUGAUGCAGUACGGUCCUUUUACAAUGGAAUGCCAGUCUCGCGGCAUUGGAGGGGGCUACGGCAAUAUGAGAGAUGCUUCACAGCUACAGAAGCCAUUGACUGGCUUCUCAACCAUCUACAGAGUGACCCUAAUUUUGCAAACAGUGUUUCACGAGAACAGACAACUAAACUUCUUAGGAAAUUCUUAAAAGCUGGUUUAAUUGAAGAUGUUCGAGGGAAUACAACGAAGCCUGAGGACUUCAAGGACAAUAGAGAACUUUACAAGUUCAGUAAUAGGUCACCACUGAAAGCAUUACGCACACCUCGUACACCAGGCCGGCCAGUUUUAGGACCUUUACAUAGCAAUACCUCCAACCCAAGGCAAGACAAAGACGAAGGAGCUUCUCCAAUACUGAGAAGGAUUCAUGGAUCAGUAAGAGAGUCAACCAAAGCGACUGAAAAUCUGAAUAACGAGAGACAACGAGAUGGUUCUAUUAGAGUCAAAAACUGGCCCAAGAGACUUGGAUCAAUUCAUCUGGGCGAAAAUGCAGCCAAUGAGGUGAAAGACCGUGGUGGUAUGCAAGAAUGCCACCUAGUAGCUAAGCAGCUGUCCAAGGCCGAGAUCAAUGAUGUUUGGAAACAUGUCCUCCUUGGCAAGCUAGACUCUGUGUGUGAACGUUUAUUGUUUGGUGACACAUCCUCCAUACUGGACACCAGACUAGUGGAAGGGGAAUGGAUCCAUCACAAUAUGACUAAAGUGACGUCAAGGGGUGUGGUACAAGUCCCUGAGGGUCACCCUGAUGACCUUCCUAAUUGGAUCCUCACUGCCAUGAAAUGCAUGGCACACUGGCCAAGUAUUGGAGACACAAGUUGCAAUAUCCCUAAUUACCCUGGAGUCGAGAAAGAUGUUUUCAAAAUUGUUCGUGACUUCUUCACCAAUCUGGUUGUUCCACUGAUUCCAUACGGACUCUACGAACCUUUCAUUAGAAUUUACAUUGGAGUGGAAUUCUUGGACAUAACAUGCCGUUCUCCAAAUUCCGUUGGUACACUGUCCUCUAGUGGCAGGAGCUAUGAUGGGAGCUAUGUGCCAGAAGGUUUUAAUGAAGGUGAUUCUGUUGAAGAUUUGAUGCUCAACAUGAGUAUUUCUGGCCAGCAGAAGACCUCUACACCAAACACAGAAAAUGAAAAUAAUACAAAUGGAGAGAAAUGGGAAGAUGGACAUAAAGGAUUCAGACGGCAGGGGUCAAGUAGAAGUCUGGGUGGUGGUUUCCAAACCCCGUUGGUAAGUCCAACAGCUACUCUUAAUGCCUCUAACCUUCAGAGUCUUAAGCUUAGAAGGUUGAAAAAUUAUACAGAUUUUAAAGAAGACAAUCUGUAUCCCACACUGCUGGAAGGAAGUCAUGAAGGCAGUGCUUUGGGAAUUCUUCUUGAUAAUCAAGAGAAUGGAAGGUCACUCAGUCGGCAAAGUAAAAUUUCUAGUGAACCGUCAAUGCAGAGACAACCAGAAACUGUUCGCUCAGUCAAAACUAAUGAUUAUGCAAGGAGAGUAAGAAAAGAGAAUGAUUUUAAAGAAGCAAAUUGUGAAUCUGCUGGUGCUAUUAAAAGUAAUGAAUUAAAUAGUUUUGAGCUCCCCCAGAACUGUUGUUUUGAAACUGCGUUUACAUCAGAUAGUCCGAAGACCAGAAUUAUUCCACAGAAGUCGGUUGACUCGUUACAUUUCAAGAAUGGAGGUAGAGCAAAUGGAAUACCGAAACAAAGACCUAAAAGCAUUGCUGUUCCUUCAUGCUCAUCUUGUGAGAGACCAGGAUCAGCAACCAGUUUUAAUAAUACCAAAGACCUGAAAAAUGUUUCUUCAUUUUCAGAUUUAUUUAAGUCUAGCAUAAUGUCUACUAAUACAAGUGAUGAGUAUGUGACUGCACUUGUGCAUUCGCCUUUAAAUCGUUCAAGAUCAGCCGGAAAUCUAGAAAUUCUUAAUGAAGAUAAAGUCAUACGAAAGUCCUCAGAGUCAGUGAGUGUGCAUAAUUUAAAUGAUAUAAUUCCUCCAAGAAGUUUGGCUAGUAGAAUCAGAGACUCAAUUAAAAGGAAGCACAUUCGUGAUGAUUUGUGUUCUAGAAAGCGUAUCAAUCGAAGUAGGGAUAACAAAGAUAGAUGUGAAGAAAAUGAUGAAAUCCAAGCUAUGGUCCCUUUAAGAACAAAAUCUGGGGGCCAUUCAAACCCUGGCUUUGCCUCAAUGAAUAUUAGUCAGGAGGACAAUAAAAGCAACAAAUCAUUUGCAUCAGAUUACCAAGAGCAUGGUCCAGGCUUGAGUCAUCUACGCACAAAGUCGGGGGGAUUUUUGAAUUUGGCUUUGAUGCCAUCCAGUGACAGUAUUGACACAGUUGAUUCGGGAAACACUUUCUCAGGCCCUCCCACUACAUGUUCACACACAGCUGUGAUGCAUCAGUGCUCUGUGUCCCCUGUUUAUGGUUACUCUAAAAGACAGGAGCAUUCUUCAAUACCUCGGACUGAAGUCCUCCGACGAAGACACAGUACAGCUGAUGGAUGUCUAAGUCAUAGUUUAUCUUCAUCAGGAUUUAGUGUGUACCAUUCUGUCUUAUCACAGCCAAGUAGGAACAGCCCAUCAAAUCCUCCAGGUCCUCCAGUUCCACCAAGGUCUGUACGCCCAGUAAGUGGAAUGGGAGGCAUUUAUUCAGCAUCACAAUUGCAAGAGUCUCGUAGGAUACACGACUAUGAAAAUGUGUCAGACUUCUCCAAGCAACUGUCGUCAUCUGCUAAUGAGCUAAGUGACAAAUGGGCCGACCGAACUCCAUACGGACAAGUGCCCCCAUUUGCUAAGGGGGGAGUGUGGCGUCACUACCACUCCUCCCCAAGUAAGCGUCUCAUUGGGCGCAGGAAAGGGAUCGAGUUUUACUAUGGGAGCAAAGCUUGUCUGCCUGGACUUCUAACAAGAGAAGGUAAGGAUGCUGCCAUCAGUUCUGUUCAGCUGCUGUUGCUGCUCUUGGCUCCUGUGCGACGACGGAAGCUGCAUCUUCUUCUCCGCAUGAUGAGUAAAAUGUCCAGUAAUGACAGGUUGACCCUGGACCAGGAGCAAAGCACAAGAGCUCUGGUACUGAACACAUUCACACGGUGUAUCCUCUUAUGUGACCAAGAAGUGGAUUAUGAUGAGGUGUUGUCCCUUCGCAUUGUCUCGUUUUUAAUGGACAACCAUGAGGAAGUAUUACGUCCCCCGCAAGAUCUUGCUGUUCUUGUGCAUCGCAGACUUUCUCAGAUUCAACGGUGCCAGAUUGUGUAUGGUUCCACCAUAGAAGACAGGGGCAUGAUACUCACUUACUGCCGCCAGGUAUCAAAUGCUGAAUAUGAACGCCAGCGCAUGACAGGCUCUCAACAGUAUCUGGGGCAGCUUCUUGAUCAAAUUGUAGAUAAUGAAAAAAUAUCUGCCAAAUCAAGAAAGAAGAAACUUAAAGAAUUCAAGUCACUGUAUCCUGAGGUUUACAAGGCAAGAUUCCCAGAAGAGCAGAAGCCAGAAAAUCGUAGCAAAAUGCGAAGUUUGAUCAAAUUAGCAUCCUUCUCUUCCCUGAACAAAGGCCGUACAUUGAGGAUAUGAAGAGGCUAUAGAAAUCUAACCAAAGAUGGUGGUUUGCUAAGUGAUAUUUAUGGGUACUGCCCAUACUGACAUGUAUUAGUGCCAUUGAGUAAUUACCUAAAUGAGUGCCAAAUUGUAGACAUAAUUAGUGAUGGUUACACUGUGUGAUUAUGCCUUUACAUUUUUUUGUUGCUCAUAAUGUAAAUACACUUUUUAGCCUCUUAGGUUAAUUCUACUUACCAGGUGCUAAGCUUCAAAUGUUUAAUGCACUCACGUAAUAUUUGAAAUAAUUGUAAAACAUUUCACUUGUGGUGCAAUUUUAUAUUUUAAGUAAUAUGCAAUAUCUGACCCUCAGGAAUGUUUACAAUGGGCCCAUGCUUUUGUAAUGUUUUAUCUAUUGUACAUAUUCCACAGAUUUCAUUCUUUUAUGUUCUUUCUUCAUAGAAGUUUUUGUGAUAAUUGGUUUAAUAAGAAAUAUUUAUGUAUUUUCCAAUUCAUCAUUUUAAGAAUCAGUCAGAAUGUUUAUUUAUUAACAGUUUUCCUGCAAAGAAUAUUUUUUAGCAAAUUCCUCUAUAUACCUUAUGGAUGGCUAGGUUAGAUUGUUGCUUGGAACAAAAAUAACCAAAUAUAAUGUAUCCACAAGGAUAAUAAAUGAAUUUAUAAUGCCAGUGAAGCUAAAGACGGUUGAUCCUUGUCUGUUGUCUUUCAAUGGCAUUAUACUUUUAUUUAUUUGCUUUCCAGUAUGUUAUUUUGAUUGCUAGACUACAACUAGAAUCAAUAGAACCAAAGUUAAUGUGAAAUUUGCCAUUUAGAAAAUCUGUUUCUUAGAAGGAUAAGUUGAUAUUUUCAUAUUUAAGAUAUUAACUGCAGUUUAUCAUUUUAGAAAUGUUUAUAUUCCUCAUUUCUCAAAUACCUUAAAUAUUUCAGAAAUUUGGACCUUGAAUUUUGUCAAUCACCAAAUGAUGUUAAUAUAUCACUCCCUUUUAAGAUGUAACCUUAUGAGAUUGUUGAAAUAUUUGGUUACAACACUGUUAAGUGUUAACCUUUAAUGGAAAUAGAUAUGUGGUCAGUAAAUUUUGAUCCCGAUGGAAAAAAAAAAAGGGGGGGGGGGAGAUUUGUGCUAUUAAAAUCCAUUUACAGUACAUGACUGAUUUUAUCAUGAAUUCUUAAGUACAUAGUUUGGCUGCUUUAAAAUUAAAGUGUAGAAUCCUCUAGAAGUAUAUCUUAUGGAUUCGUUUGAGGAAUUUUUAUUUUAGCUUACCCCCAAAUGAUGUAACUUGUGAAAAGGAAUUAGCUAAGAGGCCAUAGGCCAUAUUGGUUUAAUUUAAAAGAAUAUUUCUGAACUACAAGACAGGUCAUAUGAUUUGACUUGUGCAAACAAUUUCAUCCUUUUGCAUCCUGUAACCUUUUACUUAAUAUGCAGUCAUCAGGUUUUGCUUUUUUAAAUAUAAUGCAUUAA